Molecule: messenger RNA, 153 nt
Organism: Lymnaea stagnalis (great pond snail)
Lineage: Eukaryota; Metazoa; Mollusca; Gastropoda; Lymnaeidae
Source: the annotation of a GenBank genome assembly
AUAUCAUUAUUUCUUAAAACAUUCAUAGCAAAAGAUAACAAAGACGUGAAAGCUAUUCCAGUCAGUAACAAUACUGUUAGCAAUAGAAUAGACGAAAUGAGUAAAGAUAUUGAAAUACAACAUGUUGAAAAGCUGAGAAAAAAAUUGGAAUGA